Messenger RNA from Camelina sativa (false flax), 587 nucleotides. RefSeq lists its product as uncharacterized. NCBI's taxonomy places the organism in Eukaryota, Viridiplantae, Streptophyta, Magnoliopsida, Brassicales, Brassicaceae. The record is from RefSeq and is a predicted model, not a curated record.
GUGAUCAAGCAUGCUCUAAACAACAUCCUUUCAUCUCUUCUUUCUUCUUUAUUUAGUUUUAAGUUUUCAACUAUGGAACUUAACCUUGAUUCGAUAUUCGCUCCAGCGGUUCCCAAUGAGAUUCAUGGAAUCAAGCUCUUGAGACAAACUUCGGAUGCUAAGCUCGCUGAACUCGGGGUUGCCUCUUGGCCUUUAUGGGAAAGCAUUCCACGCAAAUUUCCAUGGCAGUUUAAGAACACAGAAACGAUGUACUUCGUCGAGGGGCAGUUGAAGGUGAAGGUAGAAGAGCAUCACAAAGAAGGAGAAGCCUUAGAAUUAAUGGCAGGGGAUUUGGUUGUGUUUCCUAAAGACAUGAAAGUUUUUGUGGAUGUAACUGAAGAAGUGAAGAAACGUUAUUAUAGAGGAGAGGGAGAGAUUGUAGAAUCUGAAUUACCUUAAUAUAUAUAUUAAAGGGAUUUUAAUCUCUUAUCCUCAUAAGGCUACUAGAGUCUAUACAAGUAAGUUUGUAUCUUGUAAUCAUAUCUUUUACAAUGUUGAAUGCAUUAUGGAAUAAUAAAAGAUGACUCGGGUUUCUUUCGAGGUCACAA